Cricetulus griseus (Chinese hamster) is the source of this 3610-nucleotide messenger RNA. The record is from RefSeq and is a predicted model, not a curated record. Lineage: Eukaryota; Metazoa; Chordata; Mammalia; Rodentia; Cricetidae.
AUGAAUGCAGAUAAGCACAUAAUGAGUCUAACACCACUGAUCGAUCCAGUUAUCUGUGGUUGUAGCUGUAUGACCUUUUAUGGUCAGGGGCUGAAAUAUUGGGACCGUGUGAUCCUUUUCUACAUGCGUUUACUCAAGGAUUGGCAGAUUGCUACUCUGGCUUUACUCCUUGGUGGUGCUGCCAUCAUUCUCAUUGCCUUCCUGGUGGGUUUGAUUUCCAUCUGCGUGGGAUCUCGAAGGCGCUUCUACAGACCUGUUGCUGUCAUGCUUUUUGCAGCAGUUGUUCUGCAGGUCUGCAGCCUGGUCCUUUACCCAAUCAAGUUCAUUGAAACUGUGAGCUUGAAAAUUUACCACGAGUUCAAUUGGGGUUAUGGCCUGGCCUGGGGUGCAACUAUAUUUUCAUUUGGGGGUGCCAUCCUAUAUUGCCUGAACCCUAAGAACUAUGAAGACUACUACUAAAACCAAGUCUCAAUACACACAUAUGCACGUGCGCACGCAUGCGGGCGCACGCGCACACACACACACACACACACACACACACACACACACACACACACAGAAACCAAUCAUCCAACAAAAGAGAUUUAUGUCGGCAUCUUUUCUAACACUGUUUUCUAAAACACUAGUGGAGCAUCAAGCAGUUUGCUAAGUUGAUUUAAUGUCCUUUGCCUUUUGGCCAUCAACAUCAUAACUGCACAAAUAAAGAUGCUGAUUAGAUGUAGGCACAUGCUUCAAACUACCAAUAUGCUCAUGCCAUUUUUCUUAUCAAGUAAAGGGUCUGUAUGAUAGCAACCAUUGUAAGAAACUCGUUGGAAUGAAAUUUGUCAGAAUCUCUUAUUGACUGCAGGGGAGCAGCUGGCAUAGGAAACAUUUAAAAGUUCCUUUGCCCUGGCAGAAAUUCUACUGUUGGAGCCCAUAUCACCUGUGUAUACCACACAGUGACUACAUGGGUUAUUGGUUACUUGCUUGAGUGAGCUUUUUAAAGCAAAACUGCCUUUUGGCCAUCAAAUGAUAAUCAAAGACAUAACUGGUAAUUCUACCUUUAGGGAUGUUUUUGUAAAUGGCAAGCUAUAGUUUGCCAAUAAGGAAGUCUAAGUUUGGAGAUAUGUUUUUCAUUAUGUAGUACUGAAAUUGUGCCUCUUUCUCCUCCAGAAUGGGGCAAAAUGAGAGCAUCUGUAUUCCCCAGGGCAAUCAGGAAGAAAUGUACAGGGGUUGCUUUUGUACCCUUUAAAUCAUUUACCUAAAUUUGCAGCAAACAAUUGUGCAUAUGUAACAAGCUUAUUUUUCUAGACUGUGAGCCAUUAGUAUAAAUGGUAAUAAGUUUAUUAAUCCUCCACAUACAUGUUCCUAUCAUGCAUAUAAUCAAUACUUGCUCUAGUGAAGAUAUUUGAACACUAACCUUGUGUGCAUUAAGAGGCUUAGAUCAGUAUUCACAGUUAUUUACCAUACAAAAGUUCAUAUACCUUAAAGGUUUUGCUCUAUGUUCUCCAUUGAAUCACUGGAAAGUGUUAAUAGAAUUGCCUAAGAAGAAAAAUUGAAAUGCUGUUAAUCUGAAAUUUAAUGAUUCUUUUAUAAGCACUGUAGUUUAAAAGAAAGUAGGAAUUAGGAUGAUCACUUUGUGUAAAAUUCAUUAAAAUACAAGGCUGCUAUUUUUGGAAGUAUUUUAAAUGUCUUCAUUUUAAAAGAACACAAUAGUGAUAGAUUUCUAUAAAUGUCUAAUGUCUCUGUAGAUGUGUAGAAUGUAUGCAAUUGUCACCUGGUCCUCUGAAGUUAACUGAUGGGCUAACUGAUUUGUGCACACAAGUAUGAUGAAUUUAUGUUAGGGAAAUCAUUCACUGAUUCUACCAAGGGAAGAAAAUAUCAACAUUAGGGAAAAAGUUUGCAAUUAAUUUCCUACUGCAAACUUGUGUUCAUUCCGUUUAUUAUACAAAUCUGGGUAGUUUAAGUGUAAACCUAUUUUUAUAUAAAAUAUACAAUUCUGAUAUGAAAGUUAUAAAUGAUUAUUUUUGUUAACAGAGACACUAAAACAAGUAUGCUCUCUUGUGACCCUCAUGAAGAAAGAAGCAUUGGGGACAAAAACUUUAAAAUGUACCUAUUUGCUAAUAUAUUAUAUAAUCCAAUAAGAGCAGGACAAUAGAUUUCAAAAAUUUGCUUUACCUCCCAGAGCAGACUUCUGCUUUCAGCUUAAGAAGGUUACCAGAAACAAUAGUCUUUCCCUGCCCCCAAAGGACUUUAUUCAAAUGCCAAAAUCAAUUGUGAAGUUUGUGUGGAAUCAGAAAGUAAAUAUGAAUACCUUAGUCAUAGGUAUUUUAGUAGUGAUAAACAAAAGUUAUUAAAUGCAUCAUAGAGAUCAAACUUUAUGAAAGUGUGUAAUUCAAUCAAGCAUCAUAAGGAAAUGAAUGGAAAAUUUCCAGAUGGCUAUUAGUGUUGUAGAAUAUUUUGAAAUAGCUUUCUUAAAUUCAUAAAAUCUGGGGCAGACUCUUAUAAAGUUCCUUGCAUAUUGUCAGAACAGUAUGAGGAAUAUGAUAUUUGGAUAGGGAUUUCAACUACUGACCAUGGUCUGUUUUGAGAUGAUCUCUUUAUUCUUGAAUAAUGGAAGAUCAGUACUAUGGUGCUGGCACCAAUGAGGCUUGUUAGAGGAUACAGUGUGCAGUCGGAUGAGUGUCAUAUUUAGAGUAUUAUUGAAGUGUCAUUCUCUGUCCACAUGACAAGCCAAAAGGUGACAGAAUAUGUUACAGGUUGAAGCACACAUAUUUGUACUCUACUGAAAAGUAGAUUUCUUCUUUAAUUUUAACGAGCCCUACACAAUAUUUUUACCAUGACUAGUAUUUGGAACUUUUUCAUUGCUAGCAAAGCUUAGCAGAAAAUUGUUUUUCAUCCAAAGCAGUAUUGUGUCUAUCAGAAUAAACACAAGUGACAAUUUCAGCUAUAGUAGCAUCAUGUCUUUGUAGCUUUAGGUUUGUUUGGUAUUUUCUUAAGCAGAAUUGUUAAUCAGAACCCAUGGUUUAUCUUAGAAAGAUAAUAUACAGAGACAGAGAGAGAGAGAGAUAUCAUAAAAGUAUUCAGCAGGGCUAGUUAUUCAGAUUUCUUGCACAAGUAUUUAGCUUUUUGUAAGGUCAACAUGUAAAUUUUAAAGACAAAUAUAGAGAGACUUAUGUGUUUGAAAUAUAAAUGAUAUAUAUGGAUUAGCAUGUACCUGUAUAUUAUUAAACACACAGUAAACUGACUGGUGAGUGUCUAAUUGUAUUGCUAGCAAUGUAAUUUAUUCAGACUGUAUUUUUGUACAGAGCAGUGCACACUAACCUAUGCCUCUGUGUCCUCCUUAAUGCCUAAAACUGUGCCUAGAAAUUUCAUCUGUCUUACAGAAAAUAAAAUGUACUCCAUGCUGUUUUAUGCUAUUAGUUCCUCUCCUACUAGUCUGUAUUUAUUAUUUUUAAAUAUCUGACAUGUUUACUACAUAAAUAUGACUUUAUGGUAUUCUGGUUCCUUUUUUGUUUUGUUAACAGUCAUCUGGUGAAACCUUUUUUUCACUCCAGUGAUUCUUGAAUGUGCAGUCCCAUGAUCAUUUCUUCAUUUCAUGAUUUUUGUAGUUGACCUGAAGUUAUCUAUG